This is a messenger RNA of Yarrowia lipolytica CLIB122, 879 nucleotides long. RefSeq lists its product as uncharacterized. Gene Ontology annotation, cellular component: cytoplasm. The record is from RefSeq and is a predicted model, not a curated record. Gene Ontology annotation, biological process: quinolinate catabolic process; NAD+ biosynthetic process. Lineage: Eukaryota; Fungi; Ascomycota; Dipodascomycetes; Dipodascales. Gene Ontology annotation, molecular function: nicotinate-nucleotide diphosphorylase (carboxylating) activity.
AUGUCUUUUGCACACCUACUCCCCAUUGACGGCGACUGGAAGACCGACGUGACCCGAUGGAUGUCUGAGGACGUGCCCUCGUUCGACGUCGGUGGAUAUGUUGUUGGAGACGACAUUCACCAUGCCACUCUCUACUGCAAGUCUCCCGGAGUGGUUGCAGGUGUUCCCUUUGCCCAGGAGGUGUUCGACCGAAACCAGCUCAAGGUGAAGUGGAGCGUGCGUGAGGGUGACUACGUGGAUCCCAAGGGUGGCAAGGUUGCUGUUGCCAAGGUGUCUGGUCCCGUUCGACAGGUGCUUCUGGCCGAGCGAACUGCUCUCAACCUCCUUGCUCGAGCCUCCGGAGUCGCCACAAAGUCCCGACACAUUGUCGAGCUGGCCAAGAAGGCUGGCUACACUGGAAUUAUUGCCGGCACUCGAAAGACCACCCCCGGCCUGCGACGGCUGGAGAAGUACGCCAUGAUUGUCGGAGGAGCUGACCCCCACAGAUACGACCUAUCGUCAAUGGUUAUGCUCAAGGACAACCACGUGUGGGCCACUGGAUCAAUCACUGAUUCCGUGAAGAAGGCUCGGUCUGUGUGCGGAUUUGCCAUGAAGAUCGAGGUCGAGUGCCAGAGCGAGGAGGAGGCCAAUGAAGCCAUUGCCGCCGGUGCAGACAUCAUCAUGCUGGAUAACUUUGACGGCAAGGGUCUGCAGGUGGCUGCUCAGAGCAUCAAGGACAAGUGGAACGGUACCAAGCACUUCAUGCUCGAGUGCAGUGGAGGUCUGACCGAGGAGAACAUCGGCUCUUACCUGACCAACCAGAUUGACAUCUACUCCACUUCUAGUAUCCACCAAGGAACUGGCAUUGUUGAUUUCUCCCUGAAGAUUGAUCAUAACUAA